Cygnus atratus (black swan) is the source of this 2509-nucleotide messenger RNA. RefSeq names its product SDS3 homolog, SIN3A corepressor complex component (gene SUDS3). The transcript is spliced from 12 exons. Gene Ontology annotation, cellular component: Sin3-type complex. Lineage: Eukaryota; Metazoa; Chordata; Aves; Anseriformes; Anatidae. Bases 103 to 1116 code for a protein of 337 amino acids. Gene Ontology annotation, molecular function: histone deacetylase binding. Gene Ontology annotation, biological process: negative regulation of transcription by RNA polymerase II. The record is from RefSeq and is a predicted model, not a curated record.
AGCGGAAGUGGCGGCGGGGUCCUGGCGCGGUUGCCGAGCAGCCCGGCAGAGGCGGCAGGGCGGGCGGAGGUGCGGGCACGGUUCCCGCUGCGUCCCGGCGCCAUGAGCGCGGCCGGGCUGGUGUCCGCCACGCCGCCGGUGUCCGCCACCCCGCCCGGGGCUCCGGCCCCCGCCAUGCCCCCCGGGCCUGAGUACUACGAGGAGGAGGAGCUGGAGAGCGCCGAGGAGGAGGACGGCGAGCGGAGCGCUCGGGCCCGCGACUCGGACGAAGAUACUGAGGAUGCCAGCGAGACUGACCUGGCAAAACAUGAGGAAGAGGACUAUGUAGAAAUGAAAGAACAGAUGUAUCAGGACAAACUGGCAUCUCUUAAGAGGCAAUUGCAACAAUUGCAGGAAGGUACUCUUCAGGAAUAUCAGAAAAGAAUGAAAAAGUUGGACCAGCAGUAUAAAGAAAGGAUACGAAAUGCAGAAUUGUUUCUCCAGCUGGAAACAGAUCAGGUGGAAAAAAAUUAUGUCAAGGAAAAGAAGGCAGCAGCAAAGGAAUUUGAAGAUAAGAAAAUUGAACUUAAAGAAAACUUGAUUGCAGAGUUGGAAGAGAAAAAGAAGAUGAUUGAGAAUGAGAAGCUAACCAUGGAAUUAACAGGAGAUUCUAUGGAAGUGAAGCCUAUCAUGACGAGGAAACUGAGGCGACGACCAAAUGAUCCAGUUCCCAUCCCAGACAAGAGGAGGAAACCUGCCCCUGCUCAGCUAAAUUACCUGUUGACUGAUGAGCAAAUAAUGGAGGACCUGAGAACCCUGAAUAAGCUUAAAUCACCCAAGAGACCAGCCUCUCCCUCCUCCCCUGAACACCUCCCAGCGACACCAGCAGAGUCUCCAGCACAGCGGUUUGAAGCCCGGAUAGAAGAUGGAAAACUCUACUAUGAUAAAAGAUGGUAUCACAAGAGCCAGGCCAUUUACCUGGAGUCUAAAGAGAACACUAAGAUCAGCUGUGUCAUCAGUUCUGUGGGCGCCAACGAGAUCUGGGUGAGGAAAACCAGUGACAGCACAAAGAUGCGAAUCUAUUUGGGACAGCUGCAGCGAGGUGUUUUUGUGAUUCGUCGACGAUCAGCUGCAUGACUGUAUGCUCUUCCUUGCUCUUUUUUUUUUAAUUAAAACCAAUAGACAAACAUCUAAUGGGGAAUGGCGGUCUGUUCACUCUCAUCUUAGCAACAGAGAACACUGUCAUGACCUCUUAUGAGACACUUUGUGGCUGGCCACGUUAUCCAUAGUAGUCCUAAAAUCUUGAGUGAUACCCAAGCACUGCCCUGGACUAUUUCUGGACUUUGCAUCAGGCUUCUGUAUGUUUUCUUUAUAUUCUGGGUGACUAUUUAAGAAGACUUUGCAUCAUACUUUUUUCACCAUUGUUUUAUGGUGCAUAGAUUGGACUUGUAUGUUGAAGACAGUGUAACAUUUCUGUUUUGAAUCAGACCAAUGGAAGAAACUUUGCUUGUCAAGACCUGAGGUGGCUUUUUUUUUUAUUGUUUUCCUGCAAGGCUCAGGAUGUUGAGCAAAAGGAGACUAAUCCUGUCAGGUUCAGUUGCAGCUGAGAUGCAUCUGUAGUAUCUGGUAAAUAACAUCAGCUUUAUGGGAUGAACUGGUUAAAGACUCGAGUGCUGAGGCUUUUUUGGGAAAGUUUGAUCAGUUUAGAAACGGCUGAAAAUCCAGUUGGUUUUAAUGUAGUUAAGCAGUCACAUGUGGCUAAUCUGAAGCUUCCGUUUCUCUUCACAUUAAAACACCCUUCAAUGAACCUGCAGAGAGUAUGUCUAUACUGCUAUAGUAGAUUUCCUGAAAUAGGCAGAUGAGCAUAAAACAAAGGAUUGAUUAACUGGGCUUUGCACGUAGCAAGACUAUAGAAACAAUAUGUGAGGAUAGCCAUUUGUACAUGUAGAGAAAUGAAGGAUAAAUACCAGUUUCUUCACUGAUGCCUUGAGAGUAGUGGGUUGUGCUGAAAUGAUGCUGACAGAAGAUACUGGAUCUGUGGUGUCCUCCAAAGAAGUCUGGUACGGAGUGGAUAGCUGUAUUGACAUGCUCUUAGUGUACACCUGAAACCUUCAUUCCCUAAAACAUCUUACAAAGGUUUCCCUUUGAAGGGUGUUUUAAUUACUGGAGAUAACACUGGAUUUCUACACUUACCCUCCAAAAACACAAGAGUUAAAAUGUUCAAGUGUUUAUAUGAUGAAUGUACUCCCUUCCAAGGUGUUUAAAGAUCUGCCUCUGAUGGCUGAAACUACCAGUACCGUGUGUGACCGUAUUGGCAUGAACUCCACAGCACCCUGGCAGCACUGUCAGAUCUCUCCCUUCUGUGCAAAUCAAUUUUGUGUUCCUUCUUUCGAUUACUGGACAAAAAGUUGUGAUUUCUGCCUUUCUCUAUCUGUUACUUUGUGAGGCAUCUUUUUGGUUUUGUUUUUCAACUGCAUUCUCGUUCAGCAUCAGUCUAGCCUUUCUCGUAUCUGGAUAAAUGACUGUUUUA